AUGUUAAUUGGGCCUCAAAUCGUCACCAACAUAGUUUCCCUAGUUAUCAAGAUUAGGGAAAGGUUGUUAACGGCUCAAAAAAAGCAGAUGAGCUAUGCAAAUAAGAAGCGUCAGGAUAUCACCUUCAACAAAGGUGACCAUGUGUUUCUCAAGGUAUCUCCCUACAAAGGAGUCAUCAGGUUCGGAAAGAAAGGGAAGUUGAAUCCCAGAUAUAUAGGGCCUUUUAAAAUUCUUGAGACAGUUGGUGAGGUUGCUUAUAGAUUAGUAUUACCUCCUAGCCUUGCUGCUGUUCACAAUGUCUUCCAUAUCUCCAACUCAAGGAAGUACAUUCCUAAUGCCAGCCAUGUAAUUCAUUAUGAAGAGGUACAGUUAACAAAGGACCUGUCAUAUGAAGAGCGACCAACCCAAAUCUUGGCCAGGCAAACCAGGAAGCUAAGGAAUAAGGAGGCAAAUAUGGUCAAGGUGCUUUGGCACAACAGUUCAAUAAAAGAAACAAACUGGGAAGUAGAAUAG
Molecule: messenger RNA, 513 nt
Organism: Impatiens glandulifera
Lineage: Eukaryota; Viridiplantae; Streptophyta; Magnoliopsida; Ericales; Balsaminaceae
Exons: 1
Coding region: 1-513 (170 amino acids)
Source: RefSeq, a predicted model, not a curated record